CUGCCCCCUGCCCCCCCCCUCUGACCCUUGACCCCGCAGCUGGUUUGACAAAUCCUUCACGCUGGUUGUUUACCGGAACGGCAAACUGGGCGCCAACGCCGAGCAUUCGUGGGCUGACGCCCCCAUCAUUGGGCACAUGUGGGAGUUCAUGCUGGCCACGGACGCCUUCGUGCUGGGCUACGGCGAGGGCGGGCACUGCCUGGGGGAGCCCGACGAGCGGCUGGCGGCCCCACAGCGCCUGCGCUGGGACAUCCCUGACGAGGUGCCUGACCCCAAACGCUGCGGCCCCAAAGUGCUCCGACCCCAUAGCACUGCAACCCCAAACACUGAGACCCCAAAGUGCUCCAACCCCAAAUGCUGCGGCCCCAAAGUGCUCCAACCCCAAACACUGUGACCCCAAACACUGUGACCCCAAACACUGAGACCCCAAAGUGCUCCAACCCCAAACGCUGCGGCCCCAAAGUGCUCCAACCCCAAACACUGUGACCCCAAACACUGUGACCCCAAAGUG
Phasianus colchicus (ring-necked pheasant) is the source of this 511-nucleotide messenger RNA. Lineage: Eukaryota; Metazoa; Chordata; Aves; Galliformes; Phasianidae. The record is from RefSeq and is a predicted model, not a curated record.